Messenger RNA from Owenia fusiformis, 2287 nucleotides. The record is from the annotation of a GenBank genome assembly. NCBI's taxonomy places the organism in Eukaryota, Metazoa, Annelida, Polychaeta, Sabellida, Oweniidae.
UACACACAAAGUAACACGGGGAAUCUUUGCUCUUUUACAUGCUAGAAAACCAAUAACAAUUAGAAGGUUGGUCCAGGUAGGACAAAAACCCACGACACAUUCUGACAAACAAACGGAACUAUCGUUAACAGUGGCAGUAACACGAUAAUAAACACUACAAAAAGAUCAAACUAAAUUAGCAGAACUCAAAGAUAUGGAUCAGUAUCAAGUCAAGUAACAACAAAUUAGAAAUAGUUGCGAGAUGAAAAAGCAGUACCCUUAUGAUAGCUGGAGUAAUUUUGACAGAAACAUUUGCACAAAUCAUAAAUAUGCUUCCGGAAAUCAUGGAUAUUAAAUGUAUCACAAAGUGGAAAAUUGCAUACAGUUGUACGUGACCACAUUAUGACUCUUGAUUGUGGAUCGACUACCAAACACCUGUGACCUGAAACUAACCAAUCAACAUGUGUAGAACUAGCCAAUCAACAAUUUUGAUAAAUUAACAAACGUGUAGAUAUAAUCGGAAUCACGCUAUAGAUCAAAGGCCUACGACUGAUCAACCUGUUUGAUGCCAAAGAAAAAAGGUGACAGUCCAUCAAUCAGAAAAUUAAAAACUGUCCCGUCAAAAAGUAGGAAAUAAAAUACAUGGACACCUGUGUGCGUUGGAUGGAAUAUUAUUACACAGAGAAUAAUGAUUUAAUAUCGUAAAUCAAAUUAUGCAGUGUACAUAUUUCACAUAAGGUGCAAGUACUGAAAUAUUGCCAAAAUGUUAUCGAAGAUGUUUUAUAUCGGGGUUCUUACCCCAGCAUGCAUCACUGUCGCCUUUUUCGUGGCUUUUCUCAUCUGCUGGUUUAAAUGUGGACUACGUGAAAAAUUCCUCCGAAAACGAUAUCCAGAACAUUUUAACAAAAAUGAACCGAACGUGCAAUUUACAGACUUAACCUACCGAAAUAGGAAUUGUGGAUUCACAGAAAGGGAUGUUCCGGAAAGUGACGGAGGACGUCAAUUAAGCACCCCAUCAUCAACACAUAGUUAUGAGACAAUGGCAGACUCCCAUUCAGCAGCAGAGAGUGAUCAUAGUUCUAUUAGUAACUCUUCAACUCAGAGAAUGCUUGGAGUUGGAAGCAAAGAAGACCAAAGAAGGUCACAGCCUCAUUUUGAACCUAAGCAGACGGCUUUACCUACCUUUGGUGAAAGCCCCAUCUAUGGGGUACAGCGACAAGGCUGGAAUUAUCCCACCCAGCACCAAGACUAUAUCACCCAAAAACAUACUCAACAAACAAUAAACAAACAAAAUGACAAAUGCAGAUAUACAAAUAAACAAUCAUCAAAUAAUGCAGAAGCACCAUUUUCUACUGACAGUAAAAACAUUACCCAGGAAUGGAUUAAAAAUUACAGAUGCAGUUCGCUAGAAGAUCAUUAUAAACACUGUGUUAUUGGAAUACAUAAUAAUAGCGACAUUAAAACCUCAAAUUAUGUCCCAGGAAAUUAUGUUUCCUCGUCUUACCCAGAAGCCCCAAAAGACAUCACUAGAGGGCAGCAGUAUUUACAAAGCCAAAUAAGAGACUUCAAAGGGUACCAUCCCCCUCCCCCAGAUGUUACCUAUAAUCAUCCCCCAGCACGCCCUGGGACAUACAUCCCCCGUAGUCUGUCUGACACAUAUGGGAUGUUUGUCACUCCCCAGAACUACCCCCAAGUGCAUAGUGGACCCAAUUAUUACCAAGGCAUAGACACUGAUUCAGAAUAUAACAGAGACUACAUGUAUCAACCCCCUAGCCAAAAUGAACAUAGGGUUGCUAUACAAAUGGUGUCAUAGAAUUUGAAAUAAUUUUGUGAUUAGAAGUUAUGAAGAUCAGUCCCCAAAAAUAUGCAUCUAAAUGUUAUCUUCAUGAUGAAAGUUUCAGUUUUAAUGGAAAUCAAGUAUUAUUUCAAAAUUUAUGUGUUGUUAUAAUUUUGAAAUUUUCAGUUUUUAAUGCCUGAGAAAACAGAAAAUCAAAUAUUAUUUUGUCAAUGUAGGUUUCAGUUGUCACACAUUGAGAUACCCUUUUCAAAAAUAAAAGAGUGAUUGAAUUCAUUUUACUCUUUAGAUUUCUGAUAAUCCUUUAACUCUGAGCUUAUCAGAUGCUUAAUCAUUAAAUGAUGGUUCUUGAAAAGUUAACACAUUAUUGCAGCCCUACAAUGUUCUGAUUGGUUGAGCAACUUAGUUAGAGGAUGGCGACUUGGCACUGAGCCCAGGGUAGCAAUACUGUGGAAUACUAAGCCAUAUACUCCCAUCCCGACAUAGCCGUGCCCCCUUUGUCUUAUCCUUCCA